GGAGCGACAGGUCUCGGGCCCUCAGGCGGAGCGGCGGGCGCCGGACCCCCAGGUGGAGCGACAGGUCUCGGGCCCUCAGGCGGAGCGGCGGGCGCCGGGACCCCCAGGAGGAGCGACAGGUCUCGGGCCCUCAGGCGGAGCGGCGGGCGCCGGACCCCCAGGUGGGAGCGACAGGUCUCGGGCCCUCAGCGCGGAGCGGCGGGCGCCGGACCCCCAGGUGGAGUGACAGGUCUCGGGCCCUCAGGCGGAGCGGCGGGCGCCGGACCCCCAGAUGGAGCGACAGGUCUCGGGCCCUCAAGCGGAGUGGCAGGUGCCGGACCCCCAGGCGGAGCGACAGGUCUCGGGCCCUUAGGCGGAACCGACAGGUCUCGGGCCCCCAGGCGGGGCGGCGGGCACCGAGUCACCAGGCACAACAGUGGGCUCCGAGUCAACUGGGAUGACCGCUGGCACUGGGUCAGACAUUGGAUCGUCUGACUGGACAGCGGGCACUGGGUCACCAGGCAUCAGGUCAUUUGGCUCGACAGCGGGCACCGCGUCAUCUGGCAAGGCAGUGGGCUCCGAGUCAACAGGCA
Molecule: messenger RNA, 572 nt
Organism: Staurois parvus
Lineage: Eukaryota; Metazoa; Chordata; Amphibia; Anura; Ranidae
Source: the annotation of a GenBank genome assembly